GGCUGAGGCUGUGGCGUGCUCGUCCUAGUUUAAGGCGUGGGCUGGGCUGGGGAGCGGCGGAGUCAGCCAGUCAGAUUCAGGAAGUCGAGUUCCUGACCUCAGGAGCCGGACUGGGUGCUGCGAAGCCUCAGCGGGGAACACAGGGGGUGCUUUCCUCCACACACCGCACGGGUGGCACCCACUGAUCCGCAGCGCCACCUCCCUCCCAGGACCUGGCAGUGGCGGGGAGGAGUUGGAGGAGGGACUGAGACCUCACCCUUGUGCCCAAGUCACUCCAGACAGCACCGGAGCAGACCCAGCAGUCCCACAUGCAGGAAGCCCUCCAGCGGACCCAAAGGUGCUCCUGGUGACAUGCCCAAACCCAAAGCCAAAAGAGGAAUCAAUUACAAGUGGCCAGCACUGCAUUCUGUGGAGUCCGGGGCUUGUUAGGUAGUUGGGAUCCUCUGGCCCCACACUAGCCCAGCACCAUGGAGAGAAACAGUUCCCUCUUCAACUCUAUCUGGGAAACCAUCCGGACCAGACACGAAAGGGGCGUCUUCAACACCGUCUGCCUGGCUGUCCUCCUGGGGCUGCCCUUAGUGGUAGUUCUUACGCUCCUCUUCAUCUGCUGCCAUUGCUGCUGCAGCCGGCCACCCAAGAGCGGCCAGCAGCCAGACCCAAACAAGAAGAAGAAAAAGAAGAAGAAGAAGAAGAAGAAAAAGAAGGACGAAGACCUCUGGAUCUCUGCUCAGCCCAAGCUCCUCCAGAUGGAGAAGCGGCCAUCACUGCCUAUCUAGGGAUGGGAAGCUCAGUGUCCUCCCCUCUGAGCCCAGCCUCCUUCCAACCACAGAGACUCAGGAGGAGCCUUAACAGUGAUGCACUCAUGCCUACAGAUUACUUCAACCAAGGAACAAAUGUCAGACUGAGCAUCCCAUUGGAUAGGAGCGUGUGGACAAUUCUUACACUGUCUUGGCAGCUACGUGUCCAAUAACAGUGCUCUGUGUUGUAGUCCCAAGCAUGUAUUACACUGUCUCUGAUAUACUCCAUCACAAAAGCACAGAAAACAUGUAUACAUGCACUUUAGAUGGAGUCCGAGUAGAUGCACAUGGCCAUUGUAUGUAUGUAUAUUUGGACAACAGGUACAUGGAACAGUAUAUUCUGUUUAUCAUGUGGCCAUUUAAUAUGUACUUUGCACAAAUGUACAUACUUGCAGAAAGGUCUUAUGGGAAGAUAUGUCCAGAUUUAGGCACAUAUGCACAAUUAAAUAGCCAUGCAAGGCUCUAUGCACUGUCUAUAUGCCAUUCAGGUUGGAGAUGGGUGCUUUCCUCUUCCUAUACCUACAUAGUAUUUUACCGGGAAUACAUUUGGACAUUCCAGGAACCUGUUACAGUCUUACACUCCAGUGUAUAUUGAUACAGACAUAGAUAGUGGUUCCUAUAUGCUUCUGAACUUCUACCUGUACCUAAAAAUUUGAAGUAUGGUUCCAAAUCCAUUCAAAGCUCUUUGCUUGCAACUCACGACAAGGUCCUCCUUACCACUGGCAGGUGUUUAAUGUGGUCCAAGACCUCUCGGGGACAUUACCCCAUAACUACUCAGCAAGGGGCCCUCUUCUAAGCAGCAAUGAAUGGCUCUUGGCAGUAACUACUAGAAAGCUAUGGAAACUCGUGUGAUCUCUUCCAUGGGCUGCAGUUACGUGCCCACGCAAAGUGGACACAGACAGAAAGGGUAAGGAGAUGCCCCACAUAAGCUAGCUAUGUUCUGUGUGGAGGAAGGUUUUUCCGAAAGGAAAGAUGUGAGGUUAUCAC
Peromyscus eremicus (cactus mouse) is the source of this 1784-nucleotide messenger RNA. Its product is annotated as KIAA0040 ortholog. Lineage: Eukaryota; Metazoa; Chordata; Mammalia; Rodentia; Cricetidae. The record is from RefSeq and is a predicted model, not a curated record. The coding region runs from base 468 to 776 and encodes 102 amino acids. The transcript has 2 exons.